Messenger RNA from Phytophthora sojae, 2304 nucleotides. RefSeq lists its product as hypothetical. The transcript has 2 exons. Bases 1 to 2304 code for a protein of 767 amino acids. NCBI's taxonomy places the organism in Eukaryota, Oomycota, Peronosporomycetes, Peronosporales, Peronosporaceae. The record is from RefSeq and is a predicted model, not a curated record.
AUGCCUGGAGGGCGAGGGGCGAAGAAGAGUGGACGCGGUGACGGAGGACGCGGUGAGGCGUCACGCCAGUCGCGUCGUGUUCAAGAUAUGGAGCCUGAGGAGCACAAGGACCUGGAAACAGUCGUCCGCGACGCUCGGAAGGCGAAGAAGGCUGCUCGCGAGAGCGAGGCAGUACAAGGUGGGGACGUCGAGGCGUCUGCAGUCCAAGGUCAGCCUGCUGCUGGAUCGCAAACUCAGGAGGAAGAAGUUUCCCCUGGGCUCCAAGGUUUGACGGAGGUGAAUUCUGGGUCGCGGAUUCCUGAAGUCCCAGAGGAGCACACCCGCGAGGGUGGUGCUCAGGCGUCUGAGGGAGGCGCCAAUGCAGUUGAGCCCCCGGAGGUGAUUGACUUGGUCUCAUCUUCGGAUGAGUCUGUUGUGGAAGUGAAGUCGGAGCCCGUGCGAGCGAAGGAGAAGGCGAAGACUCAGAGUUCCAAGGUGAAUUCUGGGUUCGCACCACCUGAACCCAGAGUUUCAGCGCCAAGUUCGCAAGCGGCACCCAGGAAAACGCCUGAAAGCGACAUCCGGGAAGUUGCUGCGCCUGCUCCGGAAUCGGGAGCAGCGGCGUUGGACGCCGGGAGCAUGGUGCUGUACGUUCGACGUGAAGUUCGACGCUGGGAAGAGGUGAAUCCUGGGAAGGUGACGCCGCCAAGUGUCGUUUAUGAGUGGCCGACUCCGAAACCAGAUGCCAACUCGUACUUCGCGGCCGCGUACGCAACGGGAAACUACCUCAAGUGGCGUUUGUCUCUGGAGAAUCAAGAUGAAGCCUGGAUCUCUGAGUUUCACCUCGCCCGGUGGGGUGUCGGAACUGCUCAGGAUCGCAUGGCGACUACGAUUCCCCAGAGUAUCAUGACCACCCGCGAGUGCGUCGCCAUUCUGCAGACUCUGUUCUUCGAAGCCGGAUUUGAGUUUGUCAAUUUGAUCCCUGGCUGGUCUUCGACGCGUGCUUCCAGGAUUCCAGAAAGUCUGGUAAACUCUGAAGAUCACGCCGCACCAAGCGCCCAAGAGCAAGCACCAAGAUUGGACUACCACAAGGAAGAUGGAGACGGUGAUCUAUUGAUGACGGACUACGAUGCGGAUCUACUGGGCCGACAGUUUGUCCUGAGAUUCAGAGUCACUGGACUCAGGAUUUCACGGAGCCCACGAGGGUCGAGUGAUGGUGAGCCACGAUCCAAGCGUACUCAGCAUGGACCGCCUCGGCCACAAGUCCCGUCAACGCCAUCCGCGCUGUCUACACCGUCGCUGUCCUCUCUUCCAGCGUACAAGUCUUCGACUGGUGCAUCGCUUCAGAAUUCCACUCCCCUGAAUUCCAUGUCCAAUGGACGUGAUUCUCUGGAGGCGGAAGCCAAGGACGCUACCCCAGGCGCGGUGCCAAGUGUCAUCGGUACCUCGCGCGCUUCGGAUGAGAGUACUGCCUCGGGCGUUCAAACGUCUUAUGGUAGCUCUUCGUCUUCGUCGAUGAUGUCGCUUGGACAACGAGUUGGAGCUCUAGCGCUUGUGGCCCAGAGUGCCGGUGGCUUUGCAGCUGGCGGUGGUCUUGGAUUUCAGGUCACCCGGACAGUCAUCCCGUCGCGUAUUGUGUCAGUCGACCAAGAUGACGUUGAGAUGGCAUCGUCGGUGCACUCUGACCCAGAGAUCGCACCCAGGAAGGCCGGUCUCUCCAGGAUUUCAGCCACGACUUCCGAGCCGAAACUCAGGGUUUCUGCCCCGAUUGCUGGAUUUGGUGGUCCAAGGGAUGUCAGCGCCGAUGAGCGGAGUCAACACCAGAGAUCUAAGAGCGAGGUGCGCUCUCGACGCUCGACAAAAUCCAGAAAAUCAUCUGCGUCGAGCCGCUCGAGUGGAUCCAGGAAUCUUGGAUCAGUUUCGUCCGUGUCCGCGAGGUCUGGGCCCGCCCAAAUCGAGCUGAACGUCUUGCGACAACAGCAGGAGUGGCAGGCCCGCAUGGAACAGGAGCAACGCGAGUUUCUCGCCAGAGAACGCCUGGAUGCCUUGGAGCGCGAGCGCCUCAGGGAACAGCGUGACCUGGACGCGCGUCGCCAGAUCCAGGAAUUUACGGAUCGCUUGGUCCACGCUGAGAUCGCCCGAGGAGAAGCGGAACGGCGGGCGCAGGACGUGGAGGAUCGUCAGACCCAGAGUUCCACUGAAACUCAGGGGAUGACCCAGAGUAUCACGGAAGCUGUACGUCUUGAGCGUGAGCGCCUGGAUGCCGCCUACGCCGAGCGCUGGCAACAGCACGAAGCCGAAGCCGACUCGGAGCGCGCGCGCUAG